This is a messenger RNA of Mercurialis annua (annual mercury), 894 nucleotides long. RefSeq names its product hydroxyproline O-galactosyltransferase GALT3-like. Gene Ontology annotation, cellular component: Golgi membrane. The record is from RefSeq and is a predicted model, not a curated record. NCBI's taxonomy places the organism in Eukaryota, Viridiplantae, Streptophyta, Magnoliopsida, Malpighiales, Euphorbiaceae. Bases 1 to 894 code for a protein of 297 amino acids. Gene Ontology annotation, molecular function: hexosyltransferase activity. The transcript has a single exon.
AUGAAACACAAAAGAGUGAUUAAAAUUGCAUUAUGUCCCUCUCUUUUCUUUUCUCUCAUUCUCAUUUUCUAUAUCUUUUUUAAUCUCAAAUCAAAACCCUACCACCUUCUAUCUUCAUCAAACAACUACAUUACACUAAACAAAACACCUCAAACACAAACCAAAUUCAGCGUCUUAAUCGGAAUCUUAACCCGUCCGGACAACUACAACCGCCGCCAUUUCCUCCGCCUUGUUUACGGAAUCCAAAAAUCAUCUGUACCUCACAUAGACAUAAAAUUCAUUUUUUGUAACCUCACAAAACCCGAACAAAAAAUGCUAAUAUCGCUAGAAAUUCUUCGUUUCGACGACAUAAUCAUUCUUAAUUGCAAAGAAAACAUGAACAAUGGAAAAACCUACACAUACUUCUCUUCAGUUCCAAAAAUCCUUCCGAAACAUUACACUUACGUUAUGAAAGCCGACGAUGAUUCUUACAUUCGGUUAGAACAAUUGUUUUCGUCGCUAAUGCUACUUCCGAGACACGAUUUGUACUACGGUUUUGUUAUUCCAUGCGAUAGUAAGAAUCCGUACGUAGAUUACAUGUCAGGAAUGGGGUUCUUGUUGUCUUGGGAUAUUGUUGAAUGGAUUGCAGAGUCUGAAAUUCCGGCAAAUAGUACGGAAGGACCGGAAGAUAAGUUGGUCGGAAAAUGGUUGAAGAUUGGAAAAAAGGGUAUGAAUAGAUUUUCAGAUAAGCCUGGAAUGUAUGAUUAUCCAGGAACUAAUGGAAAAUGUUCUCAUCAACUUAUUCCUGAAACUGUUGUUGUUCAUCGACUUAAGAGAUGGGAUCAAUGGUAUCAUGUUCUUCAAUUCUUUAAUGUUACUCAACAACUUAAGCAAUCUAAUUUGUAUCAUUUUUGA